Messenger RNA from Molossus molossus (Pallas's mastiff bat), 5426 nucleotides. It is a transcript of the gene VPS53, whose product is annotated as VPS53 subunit of GARP complex. Lineage: Eukaryota; Metazoa; Chordata; Mammalia; Chiroptera; Molossidae. The transcript is spliced from 22 exons. The coding region runs from base 114 to 2612 and encodes 832 amino acids. Gene Ontology annotation, cellular component: GARP complex. The record is from RefSeq and is a predicted model, not a curated record. Gene Ontology annotation, biological process: retrograde transport, endosome to Golgi.
AGCCACAGCUUGCUUGAGCGCUGCACGGGGAGGUUUGCAGUUCUGCGGCGUGGGUGACAGCAGGAGGUCCGGCUCGGGGUGGGGGAGCUCGUCGGAGCGAGCAGGGCGGCGGGAUGAUGGAGGAAGAGGACCUGGAGUUCGUGGAGGAGCUGGAAGCCGUGCUGCAGCUCACGCCCGACGUGCAGCUCGCCAUCGAGCAGGUAUUUCCAAGCCAGGAUCCUCUAGAUCGAGCCGAUUUCAAUGCUGUGGAGUAUAUCAAUACCCUGUUCCCCACGGAGCAAUCUCUGGCAAACAUAGACGAAGUUGUGAACAAGAUUAGGCUGAAAAUAAGGAGACUGGAUGACAAUAUCCGAACUGUUGUAAGAGGUCAAACAAAUGUGGGGCAAGAUGGCCGGCAAGCACUUGAAGAGGCCCAGAAAGCAAUUCAGCAACUCUUCGGCAAAAUCAAAGAUAUCAAAGACAAAGCAGACAAAUCAGAGCAAAUGGUUAAAGAAAUCACCCGUGAUAUCAAGCAGUUAGAUCAUGCCAAACGCCACCUGACCACCUCCAUCACAACGCUGAACCACCUGCACAUGUUGGCAGGCGGUGUCGACUCCCUUGAAGCCAUGACCAGGCGAAGACAGUAUGGAGAAGUUGCUAAUCUUCUUCAGGGUGUGAUGAAUGUACUGGAGCACUUCCACAAGUACAUGGGAAUCCCACAGAUCCGGCAGCUUUCGGAAAGAGUGAAGGCUGCCCAGACUGAGUUAGGACAGCAAAUCCUGGCCGAUUUUGAAGAAGCAUUUCCUUCCCAGGGUACCAAGAGGCCAGGAGGACCUAGCAAUGUCCUACGAGAUGCAUGUCUGGUUGCUAAUAUUUUGGACCCCAGAAUCAAACAAGAAAUCAUCAAAAAGUUUAUUAAACAGCAUCUGUCAGAGUAUCUAGUACUUUUUCAAGAAAACCAAGAUGUUGCAUGGCUGGACAAAAUUGACAGACGCUAUGCCUGGAUAAAACGCCAGCUUGUGGACUAUGAGGAGAAAUACGGCCGAAUGUUUCCACGUGAGUGGUACAUGACCGAGAGGAUUGCAGUGGAAUUUUGCCACGUCACAAGGACAGAACUUGCCAAGAUUAUGCGUACCAGAGCUAAGGAAAUUGAAGUGAAAUUGCUUCUUUUUGCUAUUCAGAGAACAACUAACUUUGAGGGAAUUCUUGCAAAACGCUUCUCUGGCUGCACUCUGACAGAUGGUUCCCUGAAAAAACUCGAGUCUCCACCCGCAUCCACCAAUCCCUUCCUGGAAGAUGAGCCAACACCAGAGAUGGAGGAACUGACAAUGGACAAAGGAGAUUUAGAGCAGCCAAAGAAGCCUAAAGCCCCAGACAAUCCAUUUCAUGGCAUUGUUUCCAAGUGUUUUGAGCCUCAUCUCUACGUGUAUAUUGAGUCCCAGGACAAAAACCUUGGAGAGCUGAUAGAUCGGUUUGUGGCUGAUUUCAAAGCCCAGGGGCCACCUAAGCCCAACACGGAUGAAGGGGGUGCCGUGCUCCCCAGCUGUGCUGACCUCUUUGUCUACUACAAGAAGUGCAUGGUGCAGUGCUCUCAGCUCAGUACUGGGGAGCCAAUGAUUGCUCUGUCUACCAUUUUUCAGAAGUACCUCCGAGAAUACGCCUGGAAAAUCCUCUCUGGCAACCUGCCCAAAACCACAAGUAGCAGUGGAGGGCUGACCAUCAGCAGCCUCCUCAAGGAAAAGGAGGGCUCAGAAGUAGCCAAGUUCACUCUGGAGGAGCUCUGCCUCAUCUGCAGCAUCCUAAGCACAGCAGAGUACUGUCUGGCCACCACCCAGCAGUUAGAAGAAAAACUCAAAGAAAAAGUUGAUGUCAGUCUGACUGAGCGAAUCAAUCUGACUGGAGAAAUGGACACGUUCAGCACUGUUAUCUCUAACAGCAUUCAGUUGUUGGUUCAAGACCUGGAUGCUGCCUGUGACCCUGCCCUGACUGCCAUGAGCAAGAUGCAGUGGCAGAAUGUGGAGCACGUUGGUGACCAGAGCCCCUAUGUCACCUCUGUCAUUCUUCACAUUAAGCAGAACGUCCCCAUCAUCCGUGACAACCUGGCUUCGACACGGAAAUACUUCACUCAGUUCUGCAUUAAAUUUGCAAACUCCUUCAUUCCCAAGUUCAUCACCCACCUCUUCAAGUGCAAGCCAAUUAGCAUGGUGGGAGCAGAACAGCUGCUGCUGGACACCCAUUCCCUGAAGAUGGUCCUGCUCGAUCUACCUUCCAUUGGCUCACAGGUGGUGAGGAAAGCGCCUGCCAGUUACACCAAGAUUGUUGUGAAAGGCAUGACCCGGGCGGAGAUGAUCCUCAAGGUUGUGAUGGCCCCUCAUGAACCCUCGGUGGUAUUUGUUGACAACUACAUCAAACUCCUCACGGACUGCAACACGGAAACCUUCCAGAAGAUACUGGACAUGAAGGGACUGAAGAGGAGCGAGCAGAGCAGCAUGCUGGAGCUCUUCCGCCAGAGGCUCCCCACGCCGCCCGCCGGGCCGGAGGGCGCCAGCUCCCUGUCGCUGCUGGCUCCCACGCCGGAACAGGAAUCCUCUCGCAUCCGCAAACUGGAGAAACUAAUUAAAAAGAGACUGUAGGAGCGUAGCUCCCUGGAAGCCCCCACCCCUCCUGUGCUCCCCCUGACUCAGAUGGUCAGUGUUGCAACUUCCUGGGACAUUUGGGUGGUUGAUGUGUGUCUCUCAUUCCCUCUCUUAAUCCCUGUCCUAAUGGGAGAAGCCAGGUAAGGGGCAGGCUGUCACAAGGCAGUUUCAGUGGUCUCUGGUUCCUGCGGCAGAGGCAGCGCUGGGUGGGGGGCUGCUCUCCACGGUCCCAAUGUCAUGGACUCCGCAGCCUCCCUCCCUCUGCAGUCACACUCUCUGGCACGUGGGUUCCUCACAUGCGCCUUCUGGGCAGCUUGGGUGACAAAGCUUGGAUCUCACCCUCCUGCAUCUGCUGCUGCUUGAGGCUGGCGCUAGGCCCGAGUGAAUGAAGUGGCAGGUACAGGUGCAGGAAGCCAGCCUUGCUUUAUGAAGGACCUGGAAGCAGGCGCUCGCUUCCACGUAAAGCUCAGUUUGGGAGCAUACUUUGCUUCUGGUGCUUUUCGACGUGGCCCAUCUCUCCCUGUAUCCUCACGACUCAUUAAUUUCCGGUUCCCUCUCUGUGUGCAUCCCAGAAACAAUGCCUCUGUGCCUCCCGCCCGGGGGGACGUGUGUGCCGGGCCUCGGACGCAGGUGCCCUCUGUGCCAUGGGCUCCUGGCCUGGGUGUGGGGCAGACCCACAUCUGACUGGGAGAGAGGCUUCUAAGCUUGGCACACUCGCUGUGUGAUGUGAGGUAUUUUCUCCAUUUCUUUAUUCCCACCCUGCGCCUGACUUAGGGGAGGGAGCGCCCUCUGUGAAGGGAAACCAGGAAGUUUCCUAGAAACUGUCCUCGGCGUUCUCCUCCGAUGAAGCGAUGGGCAGCCCAGGACGCCUGUGCCCUCUAACUCCCUUCCUACCCGUUCGUCCUCAAAUCCAAAACACUGUAGAAUUGAUCUGCAGCCCAGGACGCCUGUGCCCUCUAACUCCCUUCCUACCCGUUCGUCCUCAAAUCCAAAACACUGUAGAAUUGAUCUGAAACCAGCAAAGGCGAUGUAUGGUGCCAGACGGACAUGUUACUUUAUCACCAGUGAUAAAGAGCCCAGGUCCGUGGACCUGGGAACCGGGCACUGACCUUGAGCACCGCCUCAGAACCUGGCCUGCCCGUGCGCCCCCGCGGCCCGGGGCCAGGCAGCUGCGCAGGAGAGUUGCCUCACGGGCUCCACCCGUCAGCCUGCGUCAGGAGAACGGUCACAGUGGCCCUGUUCCCUGGAAAGCAAGCCUCGUCCGCUGUGACCCGGCUGCAGGGACCCGGAGUCACAGCGCAGGUUCGGGAAGUAGGAACAAUCUGUCGGCCAGGUAGAGCGAGGCUGAGGAGGAAGGUGAGCUUCUGACAGAGUGCCCAGACCAGGCCUCAGGAUAAAGCUGGGGCAGCAGAUGACACUCAGGUUAGAGGACGUUUCCUAAACGUUCAUGAAACUUGUGACAGCCGUCAGGUGGGAAACGUGAAGGCUUGAAAACCUGCCCAGAAGCCGACGUGUCUCCCGCCCUCCCCCUGUGACCCCUCGGCGCCUGCUCCUUCCCUCUGUCGGCCUCUCGCCCCCACUCAGCCCAUCGGCCCCGCGUUCUCCUGGCCUCGUUUCUCCAUCAGCCUCCAGCCUACUCCUGCUGGUCGGUCUGACUCAUGUGGUGAGCAUCUCAGACUCAGGAACACCGAGGAGAGAGGAUAUGGUGGAAGAAAGAGGUGUGGCUUUUAGCUGAGCUCAGUUAGGAAAAGAUGGCUCAAUAGGAAAAGUGCAGGCCUGUGGGGAGGGAGGGGAGAGCCGAGGCAGCCCGAGGGAUUUCAGGGUGCCCGCGUCUGUCCGGGGAGGUUAACGGGCUAGCACCAAGGGAGGUUAUGUCCUCCGCCCGCUUGUGCGAGAAGGGACAGUGGCCGGUCUCCAAACAGCACGCUCACUGCAGCCAUCUGUCAUCGAUCUGGGAAGCCAGGAAAACCCGGGGGCUGCUGCACCUGGUUCUCGCCACUCAGUGUUUUCAGAUCCAUACUUCCUUUUUGGUUCGUUCGUGGGGAGUCAUUUUCUGGAUGUCUCCAUAGUGGCAUUGAAAUGUCAAGCCCUGUGUUCCGCUGAUUGGUGGUUACAGCCAGGGAAGUUGCUCUGUUGAUUUAUUAUACUGUCAGUAACCUCCAAGGAGUCAGCGGAUGUCGGCAGAAGCUGCAUGUUAAAUGUCUCACUGAUGGGGCCCGAGCGCUGCGAGUGCGUCCCCAGAGGAGAGCAUGGGUCUCAGCGGAGGGAGUGCCUCCAGGUCACGGGGCUCCUGUCACCGAUACAGCUGCCUGGAGACUGAGUAAGUCCGGAGGGGCCUGGCCAUAAGGUUGAAAAGUCCUACAAGUGAUUGUAAUGUGUCCUCCUCAUUAAGAACCAUUGCAGUAGAGAGAAAUUAGCUGUAUCGAACGGUUCCUGUAGACAUUUUCAUAAAUGUGUAACUUGCCGGCUCUCUGAGCAAGUGAAAUUACUGUACAAUUAAACUGUGAUCGCCGUGGUGAAGACGCUUUGCUGAUAGCCAGCCGCUUUCAUGUAACUCGUGUGGCUAGUCGGGACCCUGCCAGAAACUGUGCUGUCCCAUGCUGACGGGGAUUCGUCCCGUUCUGAUGAGCCAGCCCCCAAAGGAAGGUUUAUUUAUUACUGUCAUGUUGGAAUAACAUAUAUAAAGAAGCAGACAUUGAUUAAAAAUGGUAGCUAAUUACUGUUAUUAAGAGCUAGACUCAGAUAUUGUUCAUUCCUCUUUCUGUAGCCCCUUAUAAAAGCCUUGAAAUCACUUUAUGUGGUUAAAAUAAA